AUGUCGGAUCGCGAGAACGGCGGCAGCCCUCACGACUACCCAGGUGCCGGCGGCGGUGCACCAGCUGGCGGUGGUGACCCAGCUGCCCCGGAGCACCUCAACAUCAAGGUGACUGAUAACAACAACGAGGUCUUCUUCAAGAUCAAGCGAUCGACAAAGCUGGAGAAGCUCAUGAACGCAUUUUGCGAUCGUCAGGGCAAGUCGCUCAGUCAAGUCCGCUUCCUGUUUGACGGGCAGCGCGUCCAACCGACCGACACACCAGACACGCUCGAGAUGGCCGACGGAGACACACUGGAGGUCCACCAGGAGCAGGUUGGCGGUGCUUAA
Messenger RNA from Pyricularia pennisetigena, 327 nucleotides. RefSeq lists its product as uncharacterized. Gene Ontology annotation, molecular function: protein tag activity; ubiquitin-like protein ligase binding. The transcript is spliced from 2 exons. Gene Ontology annotation, cellular component: septin ring; nucleus. Gene Ontology annotation, biological process: protein sumoylation. Bases 1 to 327 code for a protein of 108 amino acids. The record is from RefSeq and is a predicted model, not a curated record. Lineage: Eukaryota; Fungi; Ascomycota; Sordariomycetes; Magnaporthales; Pyriculariaceae.